AUGGUUGCUGAAAACUCCUCGACAUCCCACUACCGGUUUCGCCCUUCUUGGGGCUCUUCAGAUAGGCGCAGUCCCCGAGUUUCCGUCAAUCUUAUGUUCUAUUCGAAACCUAAUUGCACGAAAUUAGCAACUGAAUGUGCUGCACCAGACCGCCUAAGGUACAAAGUUCUCCUAAAGGAUCCCGGACCUAAUCACAUCCACCUGCUGGGUCUAAAUCGGGAUCAACGUGCUGAUCGUCUCCCUUUUCAGGACCGUUCAUGUCGGCUCGUUUCGGUUACUGAGAUCAAUAUCUUAACGAUUUGGACCAAACCUAUCCCUGCACACGCACCGUGCUUCAUUGGGCGUUUCCUUGAAUUGUGGAUUAUUGAGCUCCGGUUGGAGCACCAGAUGGCUGAGGAAUCCUUCGAUAGUGGUGUAUCAAGUGAACACUCUCAGUAUACAAUCGAACACAAAUCCUGUCCUGAUACCGUACAGAAGCAUAACGAUUUAUGUGCGGACAUUUGGAGCCCGACAUCCUGCGGUCACAACGGCGAAGGAUAUUAUGGGCCUAAGCCAGCCCCGUACUGCUCACACAUUCAUUCAGACUCAAGUCUUGACCACGUUAAAAGAUCCUGUCUCAAACGAAACUAUCGACAACGGAGUAAACCCCUACUACGUUCUGAUCAAUUGGCUUCGGACACGGAGCCAGUCGGGUCCGUGCACUCGAACCCAGUCCAAUUUAUUCGACGUAAGGCGAAAGCGCCUGGUGCCCAGAUUCAAGUAUUUUCGGACUUGGCUUCUAUCAAGACUAUGUCCUCAAACCCCAGGGAUUAUCCCAAUGGCUCAAUUGGCCCGCAACGUUCAUCUGUAUAUCCAGAGAUUGCGGGAUCUCGUGGAAUGGAAAGUCGUGUUGUACACUUUGCCCGUGAACAAAGAGAUGUAGGUGAAAAGGCUGUAUGUGAGCGGUCUUUGCUACCGGAUAUCACGUUGGAUGAACGGAUUCGCUUGACCGAUUCAAGAAGCCGAACAUCUCUCCCAGAAUAUUCCCGCCCCCCACUAAUUCGAAAUUACUCGGCCCGAGAUUAUGUCUAUCUCCCAUCCCUGCAACAAAAUCAAAUGGCUUCAUCCGUCCCCGUUCUCAGUCGGCAACAAACGUUACGUUCGCUGUUGGCAAACCAGUUAGAUGAACAUUCUGAAGUUCUUCCCAGUGAACCGAGUAUAGAAAACCGCCCUCGGGAUUCCACAUACUCUGCACACGUCCAAGUACAACCAACGUCUGAGGUUGCAUCCGGACGUACUGUGCUGGAUCGUAUAACGAGUGAUAUGUCCUCUGUCACUCUUGGAACUGAUCAGGAAAGACAGCAGCUACUCUCUGCCUUACUUUCGGCAUCCAAACCGACUACCUCAUCAAGCUCCCAAACAUCGGUUUUACAAAGCCUACUUCAGCGAGUCAAUCCCCAGUCUGGGGUAGGCACAUCACGGCCGCCGGCAGGUCAGACAUCUUCAUCUAUGCCUGGCCAAGCGUUUGCCCAAGGUCAAAUGAAAAUCCAGGCUAGUGGAUCAGCCGAGGAUUACGCAAACUAUCAGAGUUUAGAUGCAAUACUGGGGCAAAUGCACGCACAGCCUCCUCCACCUGCCCCGUGUCAGCCUAUGGAUUUCCGCCCUCUUACAGCUCGCAUCAUGAUCAUUGUCAUCAGAGAAUCCACAUCAAUGUUGACGUUAAAGUAUGACGCUAAAGUACAACCUCAACGCUUGGUUACAUACAUUUAA
Opisthorchis viverrini is the source of this 1749-nucleotide messenger RNA. RefSeq lists its product as hypothetical. The record is from RefSeq and is a predicted model, not a curated record. The coding region runs from base 1 to 1749 and encodes 582 amino acids. Lineage: Eukaryota; Metazoa; Platyhelminthes; Trematoda; Opisthorchiida; Opisthorchiidae. The transcript has 6 exons.